CUUUCUUAUGUGUGCUCACUUGCUAGGUAGUUUGAGCUGCCUCAGCCAGGGACAGUCGCCAGAGGAACAAGACAGCCAGACCCUCCUCAACUUUCAGGAUACAUUCAAUUUUAUAAGAGAAUUGGAAGGCAUCUGUUUCAGAGGUUUUAAUGCAUUGUAUGUGACCUUAUCCAAGUUGCAUCAGUAUAUCCCACACUGAUAAAGUAGCAAAUAUAUUUGAGAGUUGAGACAGCAAUGAUUGCACCAGUAGUACUAGCUUUGACAGUGGGUUUCCUUGGCUGGGCUUAUCAGGCGCUUAAGCCUCCCCCUCCUAAAUUAUGUGGUUCACCUGUUGGUCCUCCUGUCACUUCACCUAGAGUGAAACUCAAUGAUGGUAGAUAUUUGGCCUACAGGGAGUUUGGAGUGCCUAAAGAAGAGGCAAAACACAAGAUCGUCAUCAUUCAUGGCUUUGACAGCUCCAAAGAUUUGCAUUUACCUAUUUCUCGAGAACUCAUUGACGAGUUAAGGAUAUAUUUCCUCUUCUUUGAUAGAGCUGGUUAUGGCGAAAGUGACCCUUAUCCAUCACGCUCAGUAAAGAGUGAAGCAUAUGAUAUUCAAGAACUGGCCGACUUGUUGCAGAUUGGGUCCAAAUUCUAUGUAAUUGGAAUCUCAAUGGGGGCUUACCCUGUUUGGAGUUGCUUGAAAUACAUACCGCACAGAUUGUUAGGAGCUUCCCUGGUAGUUCCUUUUGUGAACUACUGGUGGCCUUGUAUUCCUGCUAAUCUAUUGAGAGAGUCCUUUCAGAAGCUGCAGGUAUCGGACCAACGGACAUUCAAAGUUGCACAUUACUUCCCAUGGCUACUUCAUUGGUGGAUGACCCAGAAAUGGUUCACUGCAUUAAGUAUGAUGGCUGGAAAUAUGGAGAUCUUCACCCCGAAAGACCUAGAAAUAUUGAAGAAAAUUUCUGAAUCCCCAAGUGUUGGUCAGGAAAAGGUGCGACAGCAAGGAGAGCAUGAAUCUCUUUACCGAGACCUACUGGCUAGCUAUGGAAAAUGGGAAUUCGACCCCAUAGACUUAACGAAUCCAUUUCCAAACAAUGAGGGUUCAGUUCACAUUUGGCAAGGUUAUGAAGACAGGAUCAUUCCAUAUAAAGUAAACCGUUAUAUUGCCGAGAAGCUUCCCUGGAUUCAUUAUCACGAGGUUCCUGAUUAUGGCCAUUUUCUCUUCUUUGAGAGUGAUCUAUGUGAGGCUGUUUUGAAGGCACUCCUGCUUGGAUAAGUUCUAUGCUGAUUGCUGAUGGUAUGCCUAAUCAAUCAUGCAGCCUUAUUUUUUAGUAAGCUCUGGUGGCUCUUAGCUAGCAACCUUUUCUCAGUGCUGCAAUGUCCAAAUUAGAUAUAAGGUUAGCAUCUAGCUAGCUUACUUCUUGGACGAGUGAGUUCUAGCUAGUUAUCUUAUUUGAUAAUCAUUUUUGUUUCACAUCAAAAGCAGCAUGUCCUUUGUGGGAGCAGCAAGUACUACUUGAGAUCAGAUUUUGCUUCAAUCUUAUGUAGAAUAAAGCUAUAAGAUUGUUGUGACUAAUUUUCUUAUAAAGUCAGGGGUCUGGAGACGAUCAAUUUUACUCAAGCCCCAUUAUUUAUAAACAAGCAUAAGAUAAUAGGAGAGCAGAAGACUUGACUUGUUGCCC
Molecule: messenger RNA, 1663 nt
Organism: Fragaria vesca subsp. vesca
Lineage: Eukaryota; Viridiplantae; Streptophyta; Magnoliopsida; Rosales; Rosaceae
Exons: 6
Coding region: 235-1257 (340 amino acids)
Source: RefSeq, a predicted model, not a curated record